Lytechinus pictus (painted urchin) is the source of this 3666-nucleotide messenger RNA. RefSeq lists its product as uncharacterized. Gene Ontology annotation, cellular component: cytoplasm. Gene Ontology annotation, molecular function: ubiquitin protein ligase activity. The transcript has 2 exons. Gene Ontology annotation, biological process: protein ubiquitination. Lineage: Eukaryota; Metazoa; Echinodermata; Echinoidea; Temnopleuroida; Toxopneustidae. Bases 271 to 1926 code for a protein of 551 amino acids. The record is from RefSeq and is a predicted model, not a curated record.
AUUCAUAACAGUGGUAUAACUCAUGUCCUGAUAUGAUCGAUAUUUCCUCAUCAAUAUUACAUUACAUAUUAAUAUUGAUCUGAUCAGAUAACAACUGCUGUAGAUGCUGUUAAAAUCUUCAGAUACAGCCAUAUUCUGGUACUGACAAAUUGUGCUCUAACUCUGCAGUUUUUCAUUUGAAUUCCAGAUUGCUUUACAACUCAGAUUUCAAAUGAUUGUGAACAGGUUUCCUCUAUCAUCCAGAGCUUAACAAUCUUCAGAUAUCACAUUAUGGCGGCAAGAUUUCCUGAAGGAAACCAAGUUCAGCUCCGACCACGAAAAGGUCAUGACAUGACAUGGUCAUGUGACAAGCAUGGUGAGCCAAUCGCAUUUUACUGUAAGAAACACGGACUACCCGUAUGUGAUCGUUGCGCUAUCAAAGAACAUUGCCAAAAACCAUGUGAGCUAGAUGAUAUCGAGGAUGUCAUCUUUGAGAGGAGAAAAAAACUAGAUGAGAAACGGCCAAAAAUACAGGAACUUCAGAAACAAAUGAAAGCCCUAGAUUUGAAAAUAAAGACAGCUUUAACUUUUGGAGAUACUUAUCUACAGACCAUAAACAACAACAUUCAAGCAUCGUAUCACAACAAGAUCAAAUCUGUUGAGGAAAAGGAGGACAGAAUGAUUAGGGUGAUUAACGAGGAGGCAGAUGAGGAAAUAAGACUGGUAAAUGAGAAGAGAGAAAAACGGAUCAAGGAUUGCAACAUUGAGAAAGAAAAGGAGCAAAAACUCAUCAAAGAUAAAGAAACAAAACUUCUAUCAGAUGCAAAAACAAUCAGCGAAAUUGUUUCUAAGAAGAUCAAAGAUCUAACUAUUAAGAGUCAGCAUGUCAUAAACACUAUUAAGAAUAUUGAAUCCACCAUCAAACGUAUAAACCAACAUGAUGAAACAUUGGUGAAUGAAGCUUCUCAAGUACUUGCAUCUAUUAAUGAAAAUUUAAGUUUGAAUGUUCAUCAAGAUGUUAGUGACUGCCUUGACCUAAUAGAGAGUGAAGUUGAGAGAGUGAAGUUUGUAGAGGGGGAAGUAUGUGGAGAAUACUAUGGUAAAAUUGAUGGGUAUAUCGGUAAAUGGGAACUUGCAAAGUCAAUCCACAUUCCAUCGGUCGUUGAUGAGCCUUGUGUGUUUGGUUUAGUCAGUGAGGAUGAGAUAUGUGUGCAAGACGUAAUUAACAAUAACAUGUAUGUUACAAACAUCAGCACUCAACACACAGAGAAAGUCAUUGAUGGUGUGUGGAUUACAUCAUGUGCGCCCAUAGACAGUAACAGAAUAGUAUGUGGUAAGAGGAGAGUUGAUUGGUGGGGUGUCAGGUUGGAUGGAUUCAUCACUCUCUAUGACAGACAAUGGAAGGUGAUUAGAGACAUCAGCAUACCAAGGAAUGGAAACGGUAUGAUUGUGUAUGUUGAUGUUGACAGGGAUGGGAUGAUCCUCGCUGCUCAGUACUAUCAGUCUAAUAUCUACGUCAUCAAUCCUGCUGAUGAUAAGAUAGUAAACACUAUUAAGAUGCAGGGUAAGAAGGUGUGGGGUGAGAUACAAGCCUUGUCAACAGGUGAUAUCAUUGUGACGACAGGUCGUAAUAAAUACACUGUCAUCUCACGAUCGGGAGAAGAGAAGGCUGUCAUACACUGUGGUGAGUGGGACUCACCACAGUGUCGCGUUGACAAACUGACAGACACACUCUACAUCGCGUAUUGGGAUAGAGAUCGUAAUACCUACGCAGUUGAUCAGGUGUCACGUGAUGGUAUCAUCCAGGCAAGGAGGAUCGUGGAAUAUGUGGAAUCAGAUCGCACUCGCUUCAUUAGCCCUUGUCUUGUUACUCCUUCUGGUAACCUUGUACAUGUAGUAUGUGAUGGAGACAAAUUUCUUCUUUACAAGAAGACAAUCCUCUUGUAAAUCAUCAAGAAUCUCAACAUAGUCUACAAGCACAGACCCUGAAUGAAACUUUGAUCAACAAGUUUGUCUCCACACAAAGAAUAGCACAUGUAUACAAAUCUUGCUGUUUCAAUUCCUGAGCGAGAGCGCCUUCAGUACACAAGGUAUAACCCUGCACAUUCAGACCGUUAACUCGAGUGAAGGGUUUGCACAGCAAUCUAAAUGAGUGAUAAUGUUUUUUUAAGAACAUUUAAGAGCAAUGUUUUGCUACAUUUCCAUUUGUGUUUAACUUCAAUCUGCCACCCCUUAUACCCAUUGGGGCAGUUUCAUAACUUGUUAUAGUAACAGUCAAUAGCUAAAAAAUACUGAAAUAAUUCAAUUUGAUUGGAUCAUAGUAACCUUUAGAUAGAAAUUGUUAUUUUAACAAGUCUUUAUGUAACAGGACCAUGGAGACAUUCAUGUUUGAUACAAUGGUCAUGCCUAUGUGUUAUUAAAUUCAAAGUAAUGUAUUUGAACAACGAUUAUUUUAAAGUUAACAAUUCAAUGCUUGUGUGUUCAUACAUGUAUUAUGCUGGUAAAAGUCUAGACAUUCUUUAUUCAAGAAUGAUAUCAUUGAAAUUUGAAUCUUCUUUCUUUCAAGUCCCUUCUCCAUGUUUUGACAAUAAAAUCAUUCAUAUUUUGACCAAUUAAACUUUGACAGAAUAUGAUUUUAAAAAUCAUAAAGAGUUCGAAUUUUCAUUUUAACCGAAUUUAAAUGAUAUUAUCAUCCCACAUUCCUCCGAAAGUUUACAAUGCCCUAACCAAACAGAUUACUCAUUUCAAGAAUUAAAAAUUCAUACUAUUAAAUUGAAAUAUAUUUAGCUUUGUUUUGUAUAUAAAUCUGUCAGUAGGUUCGUCAUUGUAUAUAUAUAUCACAUUUAAAUAUUUUUUUUGCAAGCAUACAUGCAUAUCCUCGUCAUUGCUUACCUUAAAAUAAUGUUUCAAUAAUUUAUCCUGUUUAUUUUCCCAAGCUUUUUGUUUGAUCAUAUCUUUCACCUCUGUAUUAAAGAAGAUUUCCAAUCUUAUCUUUAUAAAACCAAUUCAUAAUACAUAGUAUAUCCAAUUUUUGUAAAAAGUGCAAAUUUCUUUUAUAAUAUAAAGUGCAGUAUACAUGUAUAAUGAUAUGAUAUUUAAAGAUCAUCUAUUUGGGUUAAUACAUGUAUGAUAGAAGAUUAGUAAAAGUAGAAUUCAAGUCUUACAAAUGAUGUUAUAUUCUUUUGUAACAUGUUUUCAUUAAAUUUAGUAUGGGAAUUGUAGUCCUUGAUGUAAGAUAAUAAAAUGAUAUGGUUGUAUUUGAUCUUUACACCUUCAGGAGGAUUGAAAGAAUUGUAACAUAUGAAUCAGAGCAAACAUUGUUUGGUGUAAAUCAAGAGGAAAGAAAUUGAUAUCUUUAUGCUGGAAUAAAAUGGUGAUAGCCAAGAAAGACAAGAAAAAUUCAAUCAUGUAUAUAAAAUAUGCGAAAGAUUGAUCAAUCAACUACCAGUUGUAAACACAUUAUUGAUCUAAAUCUAUCAAUCAUUUUGAAUAAAUGUUGUAAAUGAUUGAAAUCAUUCAAUAUGGUUGUAGGGUGAAAUUUGUGGGAAUUUCAAUCAAAAGAUCAUUAUGGUGAUAGGGAGAGACAGUUUUUAAUUUCUCUACAAGGAAUAUUAAUCUGAUGUAUAAACAAGUAAUUUUGUCAGCCUAAAUGGUAAUAAAAUGAGAAAAUUAAACAUAUAGAUAUAU